AUGGCGACUUCCGCGCGUUUGGUUUCGUCUCUGCGACGCAGUGCGCUGUCUGCUCGCCCUGCGUCGCGAGCUCAAUGCUUGAGAUUGGCACCGCAAGUCAGAAGAAUAACUUCAGCGACAUCGGAACCGCACCAACCAGACUCAAAAGGAGGUCUGGACGGCCCGGCACCUGCGAAAACGAUAAAGUUCACUUCAGAGUCAUAUCCAGAAAUCAAGAGAGACCCAAAGUUUGCUAAGCUAACAGAAGAGCAUGUAAAUUACUUCAAGGGGGUUGUAGGCUCAGAAUCUGCCAUUAUCGAUGGCGUUACCAAAGAUGCCAGCGAAGACAUCGAAUCCUUCAACAGUGACUGGAUGCGCAAGUUCCGAGGCCACACCCAACUUGUCUUGAAGCCGAGCAACAAGGAGGAACUCAGCAAGAUCUUGAAGUACUGCAAUGAUAAUAUGCUUGCCGUCGUGCCACAGGGAGGCAACUCUGGCCUUGUUGGCGGUUCCGUGCCCGUCUUCGAUGAGAUUGUCAUCAACCUCCAAAAGAUGAACAAGAUCCGUUCUUUCGAUCCGGUCUCCGGCAUCCUGGUCGCCGAUGCUGGUGUCAUCCUCGAGAACGCUGACAACUACCUGGCUGAACGCAACCACAUCUUCCCUCUCGAUCUUGGCGCAAAGGGCUCGUGUCAGAUCGGCGGCAAUGUUGCGACGAAUGCAGGUGGACUGCGUCUUCUGCGUUACGGCAGUCUACACGGCAACGUUCUUGGCAUUGAGGCUGUCCUUCCCGAUGGUACCAUUGUCAACGAUCUCUGCACCCUCCGCAAGAACAACACUGGAUACGACCUGAAGCAGCUCUUCAUUGGUGCCGAGGGUACCAUUGGCAUCAUCACCGCGGUUUCAAUCCAAUGCGCGGCACGGUCGCAGGCGGUCAACGUAGCCUACUUCGGUCUCGAAAGCUUUGAAAAGGUCCAGGAAGCGUACCGCACAGCCAAGGGCCAGCUGGCUGAGAUCCUGUCUGCAUUCGAGCUCAUGGACGGUCGCACCCAGAAGCUUGUCCACAAGGUCACCGGCAAGAAGAUGCCCCUUGAGGGCGAAUACCCGUUCUACUGCCUGGUUGAGACAAGUGGUUCAAACACUGACCAUGACGCAGAGAAACUGCAAGGAUUCCUCGAGCACGUCAUGGAGACCGAGAUUGUGCUUGACGGCACCCUGGCCGACAACCAGACUCAGAUCCAGGAACUCUGGUCGUGGCGAGAGGGUAUCACAGAGGUCCUCGGCCACGAGGGUGGUGUGUACAAGUAUGAUUUGUCGAUCCCCAUCUCAGAGCUGUACGACAUCGUCAACGACACCAGGGAUCGCCUGACUGAAGCUGGCCUUGUCGGCGAUGGCCCUGACUACCCCGUCGUCGAUGUCGUUGGCUACGGCCAUAUGGGUGAUGCGAACCUACAUCUGAACAUCCCCACACGGAGAUUUGACAAGGCCGUGGAGAAGAAGCUGGAGCCAUUCGUGUACGAGUGGGUACAGAAGAGGAACGGCAGCAUCAGUGCGGAGCAUGGCCUCGGUGUGACAAAGAAGCCAUACGUCAGCUACAGCAAGAAUGAGACCAUGAUAAGGCUGAUGAAGCAGAUUAAGGAUCUCUACGAUCCUAAGGGUAUCAUGAACCCGUACAAGUACAUAUAG
Molecule: messenger RNA, 1662 nt
Organism: Didymella exigua CBS 183.55
Lineage: Eukaryota; Fungi; Ascomycota; Dothideomycetes; Pleosporales; Didymellaceae
Product: D-lactate dehydrogenase 2 mitochondrial precursor
Exons: 4
Coding region: 1-1662 (553 amino acids)
Cellular component (GO): mitochondrion
Molecular function (GO): catalytic activity; FAD binding
Source: RefSeq, a predicted model, not a curated record